Molecule: messenger RNA, 803 nt
Organism: Zalophus californianus (California sea lion)
Lineage: Eukaryota; Metazoa; Chordata; Mammalia; Carnivora; Otariidae
Product: cancer/testis antigen family 45 member A8-like
Exons: 5
Coding region: 70-555 (161 amino acids)
Biological process (GO): snRNA 3'-end processing
Cellular component (GO): integrator complex
Source: RefSeq, a predicted model, not a curated record
GUUUCCUCGGGUGCAUCACCUCAGCCCUUGGAUUCGUCUCGCUGCGGGCUUCGACCUCAGCCUGAAGUGAUGAGUGAUAAAGCAGAGGAGGCUGCAGCUGGGCCCAAAGGCCAAGUGAGACGUCCUGGAAAACCCAUCACUCUGCCUCCGUUUAAGAAAAGGCUGAGCAUGCCGCUGCCAUCAGUGAGAGAGGAAGGAGACGGAGCAUCCCAACCCAAGGGCUCAGCCAUGUCCUGGGAAGAUGAUGACCCCAAAGUCACAGCAAUGUUGGGAGAUGUGCCAGAUCAACUGCCGAUACCAGUGAAAAUCAAUAUGGAAAUAAAAGAGCAAUUAAAGAAAGAAUUUCAACAGUUUGGAGGAAAAUAUGAAAAAGUCUUCAAAUUGCUUGAAGGAGUGCAAGGACCUCCAGAAGUGCAGAAAAAAUUUGUUGUAUAUGCCAUGAAGGAAGCGGCAAGAUUUAAAAGACAAGACUUAAUAAGUCACCUUGGGAAGUUACUAGAUAAACUAGAAUAUGACCAGUUUCUCAAGAAAGAUGAUGGCUUCCCAGAAUUAUAAUCCUGUUAUCGCAAUGAUCAAUGAGAAAGCAGAACCUGUUGGCUGUCCUGGAGUAUGACCAGAUAUUGUUGAUGCCUCCCAGCAUGAGCUAGCUAAGAAAUUGUCUUCUUGAGGCUAAGAAAAUGCACUGCAACUUUCCUGUUAUAAGUUUCUGUUAGUAAAAGCUGGGCUUUUGCCAUACGCAUUUUGUUGAAUGACUAAUUUGGUGUUUUUGUGUUUGUUCUCCACUGAGUUUGGGGAUAUUAUUA